Cuscuta epithymum is the source of this 5812-nucleotide messenger RNA. The record is from the annotation of a GenBank genome assembly. Lineage: Eukaryota; Viridiplantae; Streptophyta; Magnoliopsida; Solanales; Convolvulaceae.
AUUUAGAUCAUAGAUUAGAAUACCACAACCAAGUUUGAGUUGUGAAUAUCCUUGAGAGAUAUGUGAGGUGUUUUUAGAGAGUUUUUAGUUAGAGCUUGUAUGUCUCUUCUUUCUAUUCUUGAAAGUAAUAGAAGUGUUUUUCUCUCAUAUAAGCACGAUCCUGUUAUUCCCAACAAGUGGUAUCAGAGCCUGGUUGAGCUUUUGAUAUUUUCCCCAGAUUUUUUUCAGAUAAAAUUCUACUGUCUGAAAAAUCGAGUUUUUCAGUAUUGCUCGGAAUUGCAAUCUGAAUAUACCGUUGGAUUUGUCUCGUCGAGACGAGAAAACUGGUAUUUUUGGGGAUUUUUUUGGCCACCGGAAGCUGCCGUACGCGCUGCCAAACGCCGGCCAAAAACUGCCUGCGUCAUGCUGACGUCAUCACGCGCAGACAGAGGUUGAAGACAGCUGACGUCAUCGCUGACGUCAUCAGCCAGCCAGAGCUGCGUCAGCGACACGUCAGCGCCACAUGUGCAGUCCCAGCACAGUCAGCCGCCACGUCACUAGUCAACUGCCAACUUUCACCAGCGCCCAGUCAGCUGCCACGUCAUCGCCCAGUCACCGCCAUGUCACUGCCACGUCAUCUGCCACGUCACCGGUCAGUUUGUAAUUUUGAAAAUUUGCAGUUUGGUCCCUCAAUUUUUGGAAAAUUAUAAUUUCCACCUAUAAUUUUUCGAAAAUUGUAUUUUGACCCCGAAAGUGCCUACCCACCACUUUCGGCCGUUCCGGACGCAACGGUGCUGCCCGUUUUUCGAAAUUCAGCUCCGAUUUUUUUGAAACAGAAAAUCAAAAUUAUUUAGAAGGUGAAAAUGACCUUUGACGAGUCAACUUCAUCUUCCGGAGCUAUGAUUAUGCUCACGGCUACCAACUACACGCUAUGGAAACCUCGGAUGGAAGAUUUCCUUAGUUGUAAAGACCUUUUUGAUCCAAUAGAGAUGAAAGGUAUUAAUUCUGAUCCGGCCAAGUCAACGGAGUGGAAGAAAAUUAAUAGAAAAACUAUUGGUCAAAUCCGACAAUGGAUUGACCAUAGUGUCUUCCACCAUGUUGCACAAGAAACCGAUGCUUAUGCCCUUUGGAAAAAGUUAGAAGAUAUGUACCAGGCCAAGACCGCUAGGAACAAGGCCCUACUGAUGAGGCGUCUUGUCAAUAUGAAGCUCAAAAGUGGAACUUCUGUUGCCGAACAUACUAGUCAAUUUCAGAGUCUGGUAAAUCAACUAUCUUGUGUAGAAAUGCCACUUGGAGAUGAAAUGCAAUCUCUACUGCUUCUUAGUUCCCUUCCUGAUAGUUGGGAGACACUAGUUGUUACUCUCAGCAACUCAGCCCCAGAUGGCAAACUUACCAUGUCUGUGGUCAAGGAUGCACUGUUCAAUGAGGAGGCAAGAAGGAAAGACAUGACCACAGAUGAGACUCAUGCCCUUGUGACAGAGAAUAGAGGAAGAUCACAAGGAAAACAACAAAGAAACAGUAGAGGGAAAUGGCAAAGCAGGGGCAAAAGUCGGGUGAGAUCAUCAGAUGGCCGGAAACCUUCUUAUACCUUCCACCAUUGCGGUAUAGAGGGUCACAUGAAGAAGAAUUGCUACAAAUUGCUAGAGGAGCGAACCAAGAGCAAUUCUCAAGCGAAGAGCAAGGGUGGUGAAGCGCUCAUCACAAUCUCAGGUGAUGUGGCGUAUUGUACUAUCAAUGAUGAAACAUGCCUUCACGUCUCAAGAGAGGACACUGAAUGGGUGGUAGAUACCGCAGCAUCCUACCAUGUUACUCCCCACAGGUACUACUUCACAACUUACAAAGCUGGAGACUUUGGAGCAAUGAAGAUGGGCAAUUCCAGUUCAUCUGAAAUAGCUAGAAUUGGUGAUGUACAAAUAAAGACGAGUUCUGGGAGCACAAUCACUUUGAAGGAUGUCAGACAUGUUCCAGACCUUCGUCUCAAUCUCCUGUCAGUGGUAUGUCUUGACGAACAGGGGUAUGAAAACCACUUUAACAGGGGCACCUGGAAAAUGUCAAAUGGCGUUUUGACAAUCGCUCGAGGACAUGUUUGUGGCACAUUGUACAAAACCCAUUUGAGGAUUUGUACGGAUAGCCUCAACAUUGCUGAGGAGACUUCUCAUAAUCUAUGGCACCUGAGACUCAGCCACAUCGGUGAGAAAGGGCUGACUACCUUGAUCAAGAAGAACCUUAUCAACAUAGACAAGAAUGCUGCACUGGGUCCUUGCAAUCAUUGUCUGUUUGGUAAGCAUCAUAGAGUAUCAUUUAGUUCUACUUCAGCUAAAAGAUCAGAGUUGUUAAGUUUGGUACACUCCGACGUCUGUGGUCCUUUCGAGGUGGAAUCAAUCGGUGGAAGCAGAUAUUUUCUGACUUUUAUUGAUGAUGCUUCUCGGAAAGUGUGGGUGUAUUUCCUGAUUACGAAAGAUCAGGUAUUUGAGUGCUUCAAGACAUUUCACGUCUUGGUGGAACGUGAAACGGGAAAGAAGCUGAAAUGUCUCCGAUCUGAUAAUGGAGGCGAGUAUACUUCUAAGGCGUUCGAUGCAUAUUGUAGAGAAUAUGGCAUUCGACAUGAGAAGACAGUACCACGCACCCCUCAGCACAACGGCGUUGCUGAAAGAAUGAACCGGACUAUCAUGGAGCGUGUCCGGAGCAUGCUGAAUAUGGCUAAGCUUCCGAAGUCAUUCUGGGCAGAAGCAGUCAACACCGCAUGCUACCUUAUCAAUCGAUCACCUUCGGUACCACUGAACUUUGAAGUUCCAAAGAGGUUAUGGACAGAUAAGGAUCCUACAUACUCACAUCUUAGAGUAUUGGCUGUUCAUCAUAUGCACAUGUAUCCAAAGAGCUCAGGCAGAAGCUCGAUGCAAGAACUAUCCCAUGCAUUUUCGUUGGCUAUGGAAAUGAAGAGUUUGGAUACAGGCUAUGGGAUCCUAAGGAGAAAAAGGUGUUCAGAAGUAGGGAUGUUGUGUUCCACGAAGAUUUGACAAUAGAAGACAUUGAAAAACCCACAAUGUCUCGGAAGUCAAAUGAGGGUGUUCAAGUUUCAAAUGAAGCACCAGAAGAGGACAAAGUGCAUGAAGAUAACUCAGAAACAGAAGAAGGCGAGGAGACAGAAGAGAGUGCAGAGCAAGGGGAGACACAAUCCACCCCGCCAGACACAGAUGAUGGUAGCUCUUCUCAGAUGGUCCCUACUGUUCGUAGAUCUGAACGAGGGCAUAUACCAUCGACAAGGUACACAUCAUCUGAAUAUCUUUUGUUAACUGAAGAUGGAGAACCAGAGAGUUUUCAAGAAGCUGUAUCUCAUAAGGAUAAAGAAAAAUGGCUAAUAGCAAUGCAGGAUGAGUUAGAAUCUUUGCAGAAAAAUCAAACUUAUGAGAUCGUAGAACUUCCUAAAGGGAAGAAGGCACUAAGGAACAAAUGGGUGUUCAAGCUGAAGAAGGAUGCAAGCGGACAAGUGGUGAAACACAAAGCUCGGUUGGUUGUCAAAGGGUUCCAGCAAAAGAAAGGAAUUGACUUUGAUGAGAUCUUUGCACCAGUUGUCAAGAUGACCUCAAUCCGAGUUAUACUUGGCUUGGCAGCAAGUAUGAACUUGGAGCUUGAACAGAUGGAUGUGAAGACAGCAUUUCUUCACGGAGAUUUGAAAGAAGAAAUCUACAUGCAGCAGCCGAAAGGUUUUGAGAACUCAAAUGAUAACUUUGUGUGUAAGUUAUCUAAAAGUUUGUAUGGCUUGAAGCAAGCACCAAGGCAGUGGAAUAAGAAGUUUGACUCAUGCAUGAAGAGUCAAGGCUACAAGAAGACUACUGCAGAUGAGUGUGUAUACAUCAAGAAACUUCCAGACGGUACCUUCAUUGCUCUUCUACUAUAUGUAGACGACAUGUUGAUCGUUGGGAAAGAUGCAGUGAAGAUAAACCAACUGAAGAAAGAACUCUCUAAGUCUUUUGAUAUGAAAGACUUAGGACCGGCUCAACAGAUUCUUGGGAUGCAGAUCACUCGAGACAGGAAGAAUCGCAAGUUAUGGCUAUCUCAGGAGAAGUACAUUGAACGAGUACUUGAGAGAUUCAACAUGAAUGAUGCCAAGCCAGUAAGUGUUCCACUUGCGAAUCACUUCAAGUUGAGCAAAAGAACAUGCCCUACAUCCAAGGAAGAGAUCGGGGAGAUGUCAGCAGUUCCAUAUUCUUCAGCAGUUGGGAGUUUGAUGUACGCCAUGGUAUGCACAAGGCCAGACAUCGCAUAGGCGGUGGGUACAGUGAGUCGUUUUCUCUCUAACCCCGGGAAGGAGCAUUGGGAGGCAGUCAAAUGGAUUCUCAGGUACUUGAAAGGUACCACGAAGUUAUGUCUUUGUUACGGAGGAGCUGAUCCAGUCUUGGAAGGCUACACAGAUGCUGAUAUGGCAGGAGAUACUGAUAGUAGAAAGUCUACUUCAGGAUAUAUCUACACUUUUACAGGUGGAGCCGUUUCUUGGCAAUCAAGAUUGCAGAAGUGUGUCGCUUUAUCUACUACAGAAGCAGAAUACAUUGCUGCCGCUGAAGCAGGUAAGGAAAUGUUGUGGCUAAAGCGCUUUCUCCAAGAACUUGGGAUCCAGCAGAAAGAGUACAAGGUACAUUGUGACAGUCAGAGUGCUCUAGACUUGAGCAAGAACUCUAUGUACCAUUCUUGAACAAAGCAUAUUGACAUUCGGUAUCACUGGAUACGGGAGACGAUUGAUCAACAACUGUUGAGACUAGUGAAGAUCAAUACAAAUAAAGGAGAAUCCAUCAGACAUGCUGACGAAGGUGGUGACACGAGAUAAGCUAGAGCUGUGCAGAGACAUAGUCGGGAUGCUUGUUUUGAAUAUGCCUGGAAGGGGAGAAUUGAAGAAUUCAAUUUCCAGGUCAUAUCCAAGUACAAGCAAAUUGAAGAAUCCAAUUAUGAGCAACAUCCAUGAAACUUCCUCCAUGUGCAAGUAUGUCUCUGGGAAGUUUCCUCACACCAAGCAACAACCUUCCUCACACCUCCAUUGAAGCUUCUCCUAAGCUUCCACCCAUCUUCCUCCCACCUUCUUAGUACCUAGUUUUGGUGCUAUAAAUAGAGAGUUUGGAGAGUCUUUCUAUCAUCAAGCAAUUUAGAUCAUACAUUAGAAUACCACAACCAAGUUUGAGUUGUGAAUAUCCUUGAGAGAUAUGUGAGGUGUUUUUAGAGAGUUUUUAGUUAGAGCUUGUAUGUCUCUUCUUUCUAUUCUUGAAAGUAAUAGAAGUGUUUUUCUCUCAUAUAAGCACGAUCCUGUUAUUCCCAACGAGGAGUAUUUAUUAUAGACCAUUCUGUAACAAAUACGGAGUAUUUGUUACUGACGGAGCCAGAUGGCCCGGAAUCCCCAGAUCCAAUUCCGAUCCAUAAGGCUGCCUGCAACCCACAUUAAUAACCCAAUUUGAACCUAUUCAACCCAAUAAAAACUGCAACGUAUGUAUUUUAGGGUGUUAUUAUAUAGGUGGAUGCAUGGCACCCCUGGCCGUGGGAAUUGGUAGGAUUAUUGACGGAGAGGAGUGCAGCCGGUCCCAGGUGUCAGCUACUCAGCCAUGCCAUCAGUUGUCCGCAACACUUCACACUUAAUUAAUGUUUCUUAGUACUCCCUCCGUCCCCUUUUAAAUGUCCCGUUUUACCAUAUUGGGAUGUCCCUAUUUAAUUGCCCCAUACCUUAUUUGGUAAACUUUGUGUGGCUCAAAAUCAUUCUUACUUUAUUCUUACUUUAUCAAUUAAUAUCAACCACACAAACUCACUUUUCUUAAAACACGUGCCACCAUCUCCCGUCCCAUUUAAAAGGGGA